Messenger RNA from Schistosoma haematobium, 777 nucleotides. RefSeq lists its product as uncharacterized. Gene Ontology annotation, biological process: microtubule-based process. The coding region runs from base 250 to 777 and encodes 175 amino acids. NCBI's taxonomy places the organism in Eukaryota, Metazoa, Platyhelminthes, Trematoda, Strigeidida, Schistosomatidae. Gene Ontology annotation, cellular component: dynein complex. The record is from RefSeq and is a predicted model, not a curated record. The transcript is spliced from 7 exons.
AUUGCAUUGACCUUGCUAAGCUUGCCCAGCUUCAAAAGCCUUUAUCGAUCAAUGGAUAGCAAACGUCGGCUUCCCUUCAAUUAUCGCCACAGAAUGCGAAUGAUGUUAUCCAUGAAAAAAACUCACUAAGUUCUACACAUUCUUCCGUAAAAUAUAUUCGUGUAAAUACAUUGUCUGGUAUCGGAACGUUUCAUUCAAACUGUCAAACUAGUUCAUCUUUGGAUUAUAAUAACAGACAACAACAAAAAAAUGCAAACAAUUCAUAAAGUGGAUGGAUUUACUGAAAUCUAUUUCAUGGUUGAUAAAAGAAAAAAAGGUUGGAUUACUAUGCCAGAGUUACGAAAGUAUAUGGAAGAGAAUGAUGUGGAUGAAAAGAUGUUUGAGCGUUGGAAAACUCUAUUUGAUCCUGAAUCUACUGGUCGUAUAACAUUGGAAAAAUUCUCUGAAGUAUUAGGUUUACAAGAAGAAGUUAUAAAUAUUCAAACUGCUAUUCAAGGAAAUGAAAUGCACGAUGUAAAUGUUAUACAAUCAGAUAUGAAUACAAAAAUGAAAUUGACUAUUUGUGGACUAAUUGAUGAAGGGAUAUUGAUUUAUCAUGAUGACUUGAAAUUAGUUGAGUUCUUGAAAGAUGAAUUGGAUAAGUAUUUUGGAAAGUUAUGGAAUGUAAUCAUCAUCUAUGGUCGAUAUUGGUCACGUUAUUGUCAUGAAACAGGUUAUAAUUUUUGUUUUAUCAAAGACGACCGUAUAUUCCUAGUAUACAAGAUUCCGGAUAUAUAA